AGAGCUGCGUUUGAUCGCUGUGCGAACUUGUCCCAGUCUGGGGGCACCUUUUCCUUGGCUAGUGGCCCCAACCUCACCCUCUUAGUGAGGCAGCUUCUGUUCUUUUACAAACAGAAUGAAGACUCAAGACGUUUGGUUGCUGCAGAACUGUGAGGAUGACAGUUUGAACGUCGCUCUUCCAAUGCGGAUGCUCGAGGUGUUUUCGUCUGAGAAGACGUACUCGCCUGUCUUAGAAGAUGCUGGCAGUGCGGUGUCAGUGACUGAGCAAGUUUUGUUCUACAUGGUUCAGAAUGGGUAUUAUAGAUCUCUCUAUUUGUUAAUCAACAGCAAGCUUCCAUCGAGUAUUGAGUAUUGUGAUCUACCUCGAGUCCCUACAGCGAAAGCACUGUUGGAGAACGCUCUGAGACCACUGCGCUGCACCUACACGUCCUGUCCGGAUGGCGCAAGGCAGCGGGUGUUUGCGGCCUUCACGGAGGAAUGCUUGGCGGCGCCCUUCACAGACCAGGUGUUCCACUUUGUCGUCCCGGCUCUGGCGGACGCCCAGACCGCCUUCCCUUUCGAGCCCUUUCUGGAUGCGCUGCUGUCGGUGGACGGCAGGGGCUCGAGGGCCCGUGGGAGCGCACCGUGGCUCUUCUACUUCGUCUUAACCGUCGGCGAAAACUACCUGGGGACGCUGUCUGAGGAGGGCCUGCUGCUGUACCUGCGAGUGCUGCAGACCUUCCUGUCCCAGCUGCCAGCCGCCCCUGCCAGCGCCAGCUGCCCAGACUCCGCCAGCGACUCUGAGGACGAGAGCGCCGAGGCCGACACGAGGAGGAGCACGCCGGUGAACGGCAGGCUGUCCUUACCGUACAUCACGGAGGAGUGUCUCAAGAAGCUGGACACGAAGCAGCAGACCAACACACUGCUCAGCCUGGUGUGGAGGGACUCGGCGAGCGAGGAGGCCUUCACGCUGACGGCCUGCAUCUGCCACACGCUCAUGGUGCAGCAGCGGAUGAUGGUGCCCCGAGUCAGGCUCCUCUACAGCUUAGCCUUUAACGCCAGGUUCCUGCGGCACCUCUGGGUCCUCAUAUCUUCCAUGACCACACGGAUGAUCACUGGGUCUGUGGUGCCGUUGCUGCAGGUGAUAUCGAGGGGCUCUCCCAUGUCCGUGGAGGACUCCAGUCGCAUCAUCCCACUCUUCUACCUGUUCAGCUCCCUGUUCAGCCACUCGCUGAUCUCCAUACACGACAACGAGUUCUUCGGUGACCCCAUAGAAGUCGUAGGUCAGAGGCCAUCGUCCCUGAUGCCCUUCAGUCUGGAAGAGCUGGUGGCGCUGUCCCGGAGCCUCCGGGACGCCUGCCUGGGCAUCAUCAAGCUGGCCUACCCGGAGACGAAGCCGGAGGUCCGCGAGGAGUACCUGACAGCGUUCCAGAGCAUCGGGGCGGCCGCCAGCACCGAGGAGCAGCCGUGCGUCCAGACGGGGCAGAAGCGGUGGAUCCAGCUGUUCAAGGUCAUCACCAACCUAGUGAAGAUGCUGAAGUCCAGAGACACGAGGAGGAACUUCUGCCCCCCGAAUCACUGGCUGUCGGAGCAGGAGGACAUCCGAGCCGAUAAGGUCACCCAGCUGUACGUGCCGGCCGCCAGACACGUGUGGAGGUUCCGGCGGAUGGGGAGGAUCGGCCCCCUGCAGUCCACCCUGGACGUGGGUUUGGAGUCACCGCCACUGUCCGUGUCUGAGGAAAGACAGCUCGCCAUCCUGACAGAACUGCCCUUCGUGGUUCCAUUCGAGGAGCGGGUGAAGAUCUUUCAGAGGCUGAUCUAUGCAGAUAAGCAAGAAGUUCAAGGAGACGGCCCCUUUCUGGAUGGAAUCAAUGUCACAAUAAGAAGAAACUAUAUUUAUGAAGAUGCUUAUGACAAGCUUUCCCCAGAAAAUGAGCCCGACCUGAGGAAGCGCAUCCGCGUCCACCUGCUCAACGCGCACGGCCUGGACGAAGCCGGCAUCGAUGGCGGCGGCAUCUUCAGGGAGUUCCUGAAUGAGCUGCUGAAGUCGGGCUUCAACCCCAACCAGGGCUUCUUCAAGACGACGAAUGAGGGGCUCCUGUACCCCAACCCAGCUGCGCAGAUGCUCGUGGGGGACUCCUUCGCCAGACAUUACUACUUCCUGGGCAGAAUGCUUGGAAAGGCUCUCUACGAGAACAUGCUGGUGGAGCUGCCCUUCGCCGGCUUCUUCCUGUCCAAGCUGCUGGGCACCAGCGCCGACGUGGACAUCCACCACCUGGCUUCCCUGGACCCCGAGGUGUACAGGAACCUGCUGUUCCUCAAGAGCUACGGGGGCGACGUGGAGGAGCUGGGGCUGAACUUCACCGUGGUGAACAACGACCUCGGGGAGGCUCAGGUAGUUGAGCUCAAGUGUGGUGGGAAGGACAUCCCCGUCACCAGCGCGAACCGCAUCGCGUACAUCCACCUGGUGGCCGACUACAGGCUGAACAGACAGAUCCGCCAGCACUGCCUGGCCUUCCGCCAGGGCCUGGCCAACGUGCUCAACCUGGAGUGGCUGCGCAUGUUCGACCAGCAGGAGAUCCAGGUGCUGAUUUCUGGUGCGCAAGUUCCCAUAAGUCUAGAGGACCUGAAGUCCUUCACGAACUACUCAGGAGGCUACUCCGCGGACCACCCCGUGAUCAGGGUCUUCUGGCGAGUCGUGGAGGGGUUCUCGGACGAGGAGAAGCGCAAGCUGCUCAAGUUCGUCACCAGCUGCUCCCGCCCCCCUCUCCUGGGGUUCAAGGAGCUGCACCCCGCCUUCUGCAUCCACAACGGCGGCCCUGACCUGGAGCGGCUGCCCACAGCCAGCACCUGCAUGAACCUGCUGAAGCUGCCCGAGUUCCAGGAUGAGGCGCUGCUGCGGGGCAAGCUGCUCUACGCCAUAGAGGGCGCCGCGGGCUUCGAGCUGAGCUGAGCGAGAGCUGGGACGCGCCCUCCGCAGCACAGGCCGCUGCCCCUCGUGAGUAGCUCCUCCCAGGCCGCCGACGCUCAGGCUGGACGCCCACAGCUCUCCCACACCCCUGUCUGUCACCCCUUGUUUCUACACGAUUUCAGUUACGGUCACUCACUCAGAGGGACGUUGCUUUUCAAAUAACUUACAAUAACAAAUGUCAUGUGCCACGCGGCUCAUUCAGUGAUUUUGCCAAGAGCACAGUUUUAGGACUAGUGGCAACUCUGAAAUUAACCAAAGAUGCAGCUUUGGCUUUGCUGAUGGGUUCCAGGCCUUGCUGAGCCGGGUGCCCCUGGGCUGGGCUCCCGGGCUGCUGCUGGGUCAGGCAGGCUCUGGUCUGGGGAGACACAGGGUCUGGGAGGUGGGGUGCUGACCCCAGGGGCACUGCUACUCGUGUGGUCGAACUGCUUACAAGCCUGUUGUUCAAACUGAAGGCAUUUUUCCUGCUGCCUUUCCCGAAGUGGGGAGGUUCGGAGACACUGAGAGCGUUUGUCUGUGCUUUUGACGCUGCUUCUCCGAAGGGGCCUGGCCAGCGUCCUUGGUGCACCGGCGCCCACAUCGUGGUGGCCUGGGCAUCACUGUGUGUGAGGAGUGCGCUUCCUCCUCCCACCUGUCUCUGCUGGGAAAGCUCUCGGGGUCUCUGUCCAGCUCCCCCCACGUGGGCCCCAGUCAGGGACGACCUAGGAGGACGGACACUGACCUCCGUGGUCACCUGAACCAACGUGGCGGCUGCACCUUCACUGUGCGGCCCGGCCCUCGCCCCCGGGCCGGCCGCCCGCCCCUGGAUGUCGGGGCAGCUCACCCUCUGCUCCCUCGAUGGUGCUGCUCCGGAGGACGGGACGGCC
Molecule: messenger RNA, 3813 nt
Organism: Molossus molossus (Pallas's mastiff bat)
Lineage: Eukaryota; Metazoa; Chordata; Mammalia; Chiroptera; Molossidae
Gene: UBE3C
Product: ubiquitin protein ligase E3C
Exons: 19
Coding region: 116-2932 (938 amino acids)
Biological process (GO): protein polyubiquitination; ubiquitin-dependent protein catabolic process
Molecular function (GO): protein binding; ubiquitin protein ligase activity
Source: RefSeq, a predicted model, not a curated record